AUGAAUUCCGCCGAGCAGACCGUUACGUGGCUCAUCACCUUGGGGGUGCUGGAGUCGCCCAAGAAAACCAUCUCGGACCCGGAGGGCUUCCUGCAGGCGUCUCUGAAGGAUGGGGUGGUCCUCUGCAGGCUGCUGGAGCGCCUGCUGCCCGGGACCAUCGAGAAAGUUUACCCGGAGCCCCGGAGCGAGAGCGAGUGCCUGAGCAACAUCCGCGAGUUCCUGCGAGGCUGCGGGGCCUCCCUGCGGCUGGAGACGUUUGAUGCAAAUGAUUUGUAUCAGGGGCAGAAUUUUAACAAGGUCCUCAGUUCCUUAGUGACUCUAAACAAAGUAACAGCAGACAUCGGCCUGGGAAGUGACUCCGUGUGUGCCCGGCCCUCAUCUCAUCGGAUAAAGUCUUUUGACUCCCUGGGAGCCCAGCCUUCGCACAGUCGGACUUCAAAACUGUUCCAGGGCCAGUAUCGCAGUUUGGACAUGACUGAUACUAGCAGCAGCCAGCUGGUAGUGAGAGCGAAGUUUAACUUCCAGCAGACCAAUGAGGAUGAGCUCUCCUUUACGAAGGGCGACGUCAUCCACGUCACGCGGGUCGAGGAGGGCGGCUGGUGGGAGGGCACGCACAAUGGCAGGACCGGCUGGUUUCCUAGCAACUACGUGCGGGAGGUCAAGCCCAGCGAAAAGCCUGUGUCUCCAAAAUCAGGAACGUUGAAGAGCCCUCCCAAAGGAUUUGAUACUACUGCCAUUAACAAGAGUUAUUACAACGUGGUGCUACAGAAUAUUUUGGAAACAGAAAAUGAAUAUUCUAAAGAACUUCAGACUGUGCUUUCCACAUAUCUGCGGCCUUUGCAGACCAGUGAGAAGCUAAGUUCAACAAACAUUUCAUAUUUAAUGGGAAAUCUAGAAGAGAUCUGCUCUUUCCAGCAAAUGCUUGUACAGUCUUUAGAAGAAUGCACCAAGCUGCCAGAAGCCCAGCAGAGAGUCGGAGGAUGCUUUUUAAAUCUGAUGCCGCAGAUGAAAGCCUUGUACCUUGCAUACUGUGCCAACCACCCGUCUGCAGUGAACGUUCUCACGGAGCACAGCGAGCAGCUGGGAGAGUUCAUGGAGACCAGAGGCGCCAGCAGCCCCGGGAUCCUGGUGCUGACCACUGGCCUCAGCAGACCGUUCAUGCGCCUGGACAAGUACCCCACGCUGCUCAAGGAGCUGGAGAGACACAUGGAGGAUUACCAUCCGGAUAGACAAGAUAUUCAAAAAUCCAUGACUGCCUUCAAAAACCUCUCAGCCCAGUGUCAGGAGGUGCGGAAGAGGAAGGAGUUGGAGCUGCAGAUCCUGACGGAAGCCAUCCGGAGCUGGGAGGGGGACGACAUCACGACCCUGGGCAGCGUCGUUUACAUGUCGCAGGUCAUGGUCCAGUGUGCCGGGAGCGAGGAAAAGAACGAGAGAUACCUUCUGCUCUUCCCCAGUAGUUUGCUGAUGUUGUCUGCCAGCCCUCGGAUGAGUGGUUUUAUCUAUCAGGGAAAGCUACCGACGACAGGAAUGACAAUCACAAAGCUUGAGGACAGUGAAAAUCAUAGAAAUGCAUUUGAAAUAUCAGGGAGCAUGAUCGAGCGGAUCCUGGUGUCCUGCGCCAGCCAACAGGACGUGCACGAGUGGGUGGACCACCUCCAGAAGCAGACGAAGGUCGCCUCUGUCGGCAACCCCUCCGUCAAGCCCCAUUCUGUGCCGUCUCACACUCUCCCCUCUCAUCCGAUCGCGCCGUCCGGCAAGCACGCAGACAGCAAGCCAGCGCCCCUGGCGCCCGCCUACCACACGCUGCCUCACCCCUCCCACCACGGCACUCCGCACACCACCAUCAACUGGGGGCCCCUGGAGCCUCCGAAGACCCCCAAGCCGUGGAGCCUGAGCUGCCUGCGCCCCGCCCCGCCCCUGCGGCCUUCAGCUGCCCUCUGCUACAAGGAGGAUCUUAGUAAGAGCCCGAAGACCAUGAAAAAGCUGCUCCCUAAGCGCAAGCCUGAGCGGAAGCCUUCGGACGAGGAGUUCGCCCUGAGAAAAAGUACAGCUGCUUUGGAAGAAGACGCGCAGAUCCUGAAAGUCAUCGAAGCUUACUGCACAAGCGCCAAGACGCGGCAAACGCUCAAUUCGACAUGGCAAGGCACUGACCUGAUGCAUAAUCACGUCUUGGCUGACGACGACCAAUCAAGUCUAGACUCCUUGGGUCGUCGCAGUAGCCUUUCCCGUGUGGAGCCCUCAGACCUCUCGGAAGACUCUGACUAUGACAGUAUAUGGACAGCCCAUAGUUACAGAAUGGGUUCUACAUCUCGUUCACGCAAAGAAUCUGCUCCCCAAGUUUUGCUUCCAGAGGAAGAGAAAAUCAUAGUUGAAGAAACUAAGAGUAAUGGUCAGACAGUGAUAGAAGAAAAGAGCCUCGUGGAUACUGUCUACGCAUUAAAGGAUGAAGUCCAGGAGUUAAGACAGGAUAACAAGAAGAUGAAGAAAUCUCUGGAGGAAGAGCAGAGAGCCCGCAAGGACCUGGAAAAGCUGGUGAGGAAAGUUCUGAAGAACAUGAACGAUCCUGCCUGGGACGAGACCAACCUGUGAGGAGCGCCCUUGCCUCUUCGCCGAGACCAGCGAGGAGACGGGGCCCAGGGGAGCGCGCGGGGCCCCGGGGCCGGGCCGGACAGCAGUCUCCGUUCCGUGUGUGGGAAUGCUGGAGUUGGUCACGCAGACAGGAACGGUCGCACUGUCCCCGAAGAACCCACGCAUGAGGUGUAGACCCUGAGGGCAGGACCGCAGUAAUUUUACUCUGUUAACAUCUCAAUUACCUCAUUUUGCAAUAAGUGCAGUGACUACAAAUCCUGGUGUUUCAGGCUUUUAUUGAAUAUAUAUGAUUACACUUGUUUCUUGUAAAUACUCCCAUUUUGAAGGCACAUCCAUGCUGGUCCCAUCCGGGCUGAUUGUCCGCCCAGAACUCCCCCCCUCUUCCCUUCCCACUAACCUUUCUGGCCCCGUGAACAGGUGUGCCCCCGGAAGGCGGGGUGCGAGGUCGCUCACCAGACGCCUAGUUUGCUCUCUGGAGUCCCCGCGUGCCUCCGCUCUGGCAGCCUAGUUAGCCUUACGUCUGCAAAGAUACUUUAACACCCUCGGAAGUCUCUGUUGAAGCAGAAUCGCGUCACCGAUAUGCGGUGGACCUGCGCGUGGUGCCCGGGCUGAGGGAGGGAGACUCGGCUUCCCAGGAGGUCCCCGCACGCCGCGGUGCCCGGCUGCCUCGGGAGAGCGUUCGCUGUACUGGGGAGAGCAGACUUCUCACGCAGGCUGGUUCAGUACCCUGACAGCGCACCGUUGUGUCUUCCCCACGAGAGAAAGCUUCACGAGAACCUGUAAAUAAACUGUAUUAUUUAUUACGUAUCCCUGAGGCCAACGAAGGCACGCCGGGGAUGCUGUGGGCUGGCGUGGCCCGUGGCGGUUGGGAGUUCGUUGUCAGGCCACUUUGAGCUCUGUUCACCAGCAGCAUGCAGCAAGCCUUCAGUCCUCACUGGGAAAAAGAAAUGUUUCCUUCUUUCAGUGAGAAUAAAGCAAUAUAAAUCCCGCCUACAGUGAUCCAAGUGUAAAUGUGGGUCCCUGCCCCCCCCCCCCCCCGUGCCUCCACAGCAGACGAGACGGGAAGCCUGUCGGCCUGCAGCUCUCUGGGCAGGGACGCGGGAGCCUCAGGGCCCCUGGGUGGGAACCGCGACCGCGGAGGCAGGACACCCGCGUUACGGGAACUGCUCUCUGCUCCCCUCUUCUCAAGAGGUCAGCUUUAAAUCGAGAGAAGCCUUUUCACAGAACGGGUGUUCGGUCUUUCAAAACAGAAGCAGUACCUCUGCGUUACAGACUUCUCAGAAAUACCCACGUGGCCUCAGGUGUGACGUGGGCCUUGUGAUCUGUGGGUCAAGCCACCCUGUAAGGGCAUCGGGAUCUUCCGAUGCCUUUGAACUGGAUGGCUUUGGAACUCGGCUCUCUGCUCACCCAGGCCCUUGCAGAGCGCUGUGCCCCACGCCCCCAUCUGCUGGAGGGCACCGGCUUGUGCUGGGCCCUCCUGGCCACGUGCCCGGCAGGUGGGUCUGUGACUCAGCAUUGACCCGCCCACGUGUGGCCUUUCCAGUAGAGUUGCCAACUUCGUGCCCUUGGUGUUUGUUAGUGCUGGGGCUGGCAGGGGGCCUUGUUUCGGUAAGCCCUGUUUCACAGUAGGCUUUGGUGACGCAGAAGACCGUGCGGCCUCGAACUCAGGGACGGCCUCCAUCCCCGCUCUCCCCACCUGCUUCUGAGGGGCGCUGUUGCUGGCAGCAUCCCAGGACCGGAGCCUUGAGUGACGACACUUGUUUCUUCCCCGUCCCCGCCCUAAGGGGGGCGUGUUCCCUCCUCUCCCGCAGAUCCGGGAUUUAAGCUUUUUCGGGAGCAGAGAAAAUGCAUCCGAGAGCAGCUCUUUCUACAAACCUUCCCUGUUGUAAAUAGGUUGCUUAUCUCUCCGACCUUCCAAGGGGCGGGGGUCUGGCCGGGGGGCUAAAGGGCCCCGUUUACCGCAAGGGCGAGGACACGAUGCACUGGCAGGCCUGCACGAUGUCGCGGUGUGGGCCGGAGACCGGCCUCUGCUCCUGGGACGUGGGGCGCCUCUGGCUGUGUGCGCCUGCCUCCGCCCUCCCGCCCCAGUUCUCUGUAGGACACACAGCGUCCCCGGUGACAGUUGUGGGGCCACGUCCUGUAAAUGCCUCAGAGCCUGGCAUUGGCUGUUCCUGCUACAUCGCUGCAAUUAUUAAACUGACUCUCAAGUUAUGACAUCA
Hyaena hyaena (striped hyena) is the source of this 4808-nucleotide messenger RNA. It is a transcript of the gene ARHGEF7, whose product is annotated as Rho guanine nucleotide exchange factor 7. The transcript is spliced from 22 exons. Gene Ontology annotation, molecular function: guanyl-nucleotide exchange factor activity; protein binding. The coding region runs from base 1 to 2589 and encodes 862 amino acids. Gene Ontology annotation, biological process: intracellular signal transduction. The record is from RefSeq and is a predicted model, not a curated record. NCBI's taxonomy places the organism in Eukaryota, Metazoa, Chordata, Mammalia, Carnivora, Hyaenidae.